Vicia villosa (hairy vetch) is the source of this 480-nucleotide messenger RNA. Its product is annotated as secreted RxLR effector protein 161-like. Lineage: Eukaryota; Viridiplantae; Streptophyta; Magnoliopsida; Fabales; Fabaceae. Bases 1 to 480 code for a protein of 159 amino acids. The transcript is spliced from 2 exons. The record is from RefSeq and is a predicted model, not a curated record.
AUGAAGGCUGCAACAAGAAUUCUAAGAUACCUAAAAGGAUCGAUAGACUAUGAAAUUCUAUUUCGACGAGACUCUGAAGGCGGAGAAGCAACAGUUAGUUGCAUUUCAGAUGUUGGUUGGUGUGGAGAUAAGGGAGAUCGAAGAAGCACAAAUGGAUAUUUCUUUCAAGUUCUUGGUGCCUCAAUUUCAUGGUGUUCGAAGAAACAACCUGUGGUAGCAUUAUCAUCGUGUGAUGCUGAAUAUAUAGCAGGAUCCUAUGAUGCAUGUCAAGCAAUUUGGAUCAGAUCAGUACUUGAAGAAAUGGAGGUGGAAGUGAAGAAACCUCUUGUGUUGCAAAUCGACAACAAGUCAGCCAUAAAUCUGGCGAAGAAUCCAGUUCUCCAUGGAAGGAGUAAGCAUAUCGAAGCAAGAUUUCACUUCCUGGGGGAAAAGAUUGUUUUCGGCGGUUCGGAAAGUUCACGAUCAAAGCCUAAUAUAUAA